CCAGAGCUUUUUAUCCUCACACUCCAUUUCCUUCUCCCUCCAAAAAAAAAAAAACCAUGCCCACCUCAUCCUCCAUUCACUCCUUUCCUUCUUCUCUCAUUUCCAAACCCCUAAAACCCUUAAAACCCUCAUUCCUCACCACCUUCUUCCCCAGAACCCUGACCCUAACCUGCACCACAUCCCAGCCCAGUAAAAGACCCACCUCCAAAAACAGCAGGAAAUCAUCAUAUGGUACCUCCAGAAGGUCUAGUCUCAAGAAAACCUUCAACCAGGAGCAAGUUGUGUUCACUGCUCCCGUCUCCGACGACCCCGUCGUCGCGAUUAUCGGCGGAGGGAUGGCCGGUCUGGUUUGUGCCUUGAAUUUGGAGAAGAGAGGGGUCCGGUCCACGGUUUUCGACACGGGGAUUCAUGGUUUGGGAGGACGAAUGGGAACCAGAAUAAUUGACCCUCAGCCAUUGAUAUUUGACCAUGCGGCUCAGUUCUUUACAGUGAGUGAUUCUCAGUUUGCUGAGUUGGUGGAUAGCUGGUUGGAGAAAGGUCUGGUUCAAGAGUGGCAGGGUAUAAUUGGGAAGCUUAACGUAGGUGGUCAGUUUGUUUCACUUCCUUCUUCGCCUCCAAGAUAUGUAGGAGUUAAUGGCAUGCGCCCCCUUGCUGACUCAUUACUGUCUGAGACUUCUUUGGUUAAUGUGGUGAGACCUUGCUGGAUAAGUAAACUUGAUCCAUUUAAUGGGAUGUGGUACUUGAGUGAAAACGGAAAACCUCAGGGACAGUUUGAUGCGAUUGUCAUUGCACAUAAUGGAAAGUGUGCAAAUCGCUUGCUUGCAUCGUCAGGCUUGCCACUAAUUGCAAGACAGAUGAAGAGGCUGGAAUUAAGUUCUAUAUGGGCCCUCCUUGCAGCAUUUGAGGACCCUCUUCCUAUCCCAGGUGGUGCAGCUUCAUCUCCUUUUGAAGGAGCUUUUGUCAAAGGGGUUGAUUCUGUCUCAUGGAUGGCAAACAAUACCAAGAAACUUCUGCAUUCCCAAAACAGUGGCCCUCACUGUUGGACCUUUCUUAGUACUGCAGCUUAUGGAAAGCGGAACAAGGUUCCACAGGAAAACAUCCCAAAUGCAACGGCAGAGAAGGUGAAGGUGGGCAUGCUUGGGGGUGUUGAAGCUGCGCUUGGGUUACCAAAAGAAUCACUUCAGAAACCAUUCUAUACCCGUGUUCAGUUAUGGGGUGCAGCUCUUCCAACUAAUACACCUGGCAUCCCCUGCAUCUUUGAUCCUCAGGGAAGAGCUGGUAUAUGUGGUGAUUGGUUACUUGGUUCAAGUUUAGAAUCGGCAGCCUUGAGUGGAAUGGCUCUUGCCAAUCAUAUGGCAGAUUAUUUCCAAAGUGGUGGAGCUCGUCCUGAAGAGUUUGCUGUUGGUUUAAUGAAUGAGUUUCAACCACUUGGAGGACAUGAUAUUGGACAAUUUCCAGGAUUGGAGUCCCAAAAACAAACAAAUGAGGCUCAGGCAUAUGAACUUGCCUCUUGAAGUUGUACUAGACCAUGAAAAUUAUUAUAGUUUUGUUGUGAAGGAUGAUGCUGAUCUUUUUGCUCUAUAAUUUUUAUAGUGCUAGAGGAAUAUCUGUUGCUCAGCAGCUCAUCACCCCAGGUGUAUUGGUUUCUCAGCUCCUUGAAGGAAAUUUUAGACAUCUGGAGUUCAGGUGAAGAGAUAUUACGAUAUUAGUAUCUCAGUUCUUCCAAAUUCCAGCACAAGUAUGUGAAGCUUAGACUGGCACAAGGGCACCGACUACUCUACCAAUAAUAGAUUUUCAAGACUUAAGCAUGGAAUUGGAAGCUAUUCAAGAUCUUCAAUAAUGCAUGAAAUGGAAUUAUUGCGUGUACUUUGUUGGAUAGUUUUGGUAGAUGUGAUGAUAAUGUAUUUAUUUUAUUUUUGAGAUUUCGAUAGUUGCAACUUGCAAUAGGGGAGAGGGAAUUUGAACCUUGCACCUCUCUGUUACACCGUUUUAGAUUUUGUAUGAUCAAAUUUUAGAAUUUUUAUUCUCAUCAAUUUCGGCCUUUCAGUU
Quercus lobata is the source of this 2049-nucleotide messenger RNA. Its product is annotated as FAD/NAD(P)-binding oxidoreductase family protein. Lineage: Eukaryota; Viridiplantae; Streptophyta; Magnoliopsida; Fagales; Fagaceae. The transcript is spliced from 9 exons. The record is from RefSeq and is a predicted model, not a curated record. Bases 57 to 1514 code for a protein of 485 amino acids.